AUGACUCACCGAACUGAUAACCUUCCAUUGUACCAACCCCGUGGUGCACCAGGUGCCGACCGUACUAUCGCUACAGCCCCAAGACGACGAGCCGUCAACGAGCCAGAGGGAUUCGCGACCUAUUCGGGCACGAUCCUCCUCAAGGGGAGUGUCCCAGCCAAAUCAGAUACAUACGACCCCACACUCGACGUUGAGGGUGUCUACAAAGCCUGUCAUGGUAUGGGCACCAAUAACGCCAAAUUGAUCAAAAUCCUCGUUGGAAAGGAAUCCCAAGAGAUUCAGAUACUGCAGACGGCAUAUAUGAAGGCUCGACAGAAGCAGCUCGUCAACUUGGUUGUCGACGAAAGUUCGGGCAGCUAUCAGACUGGUCUGGCGCUCCUCGCAAGUGGCGCACUGGGAGGGGAUGCAUAUCUACUCAACAAGGUGGUCGAACCCAAGACGAGCUCGCGCAUACGACUAGCACUUCUCACCGAGAUUCUCGUCAUGCGAUCAAAGCCGGAUUUGAUCAAACUCAAGGAGUAUGUCAGCGCAACGCAGCACCGUAGUCUGGCUAGCAUUGUCAACGACGCAAUACGGAUGAUGGACGCUUCGGUACAAGAAAAUCUUAUUGAAGCUUUCCGGCUAUGCAUGCUCACGGACGAGCGGGUCGUCGAAGAUGGAGAGGUCAUGUCGAAUGUGCAAACCAUCAAAGCCUUUCUCGAGGGCGAGGAGGAUGUCAGUAUCAGAAACUUCUUGGAUCUCCUCUUGGACCGUCCACUGUCGUAUUUGCGCCUCCUAGUCGACGGGUACAAGACACAGUUUUACGACGUCAAUCUCUCGCAGGCCGUGGCAGACUCCCACGAUACCCGAUUAUCACCCGCACUCAAAGACGUGCUCGUGUAUGCGCUGCUCACAGCCGAGCACGGGACGGAGACGUCGAUGGAGGGUGUCGUACGCGACGCACGACGGAUAGAGGGGGAUCUUCAAGAUGAUUAUUUACUUACAGUGCGCUUGGUUCGCGCACAUUGGGAUUCGGAUCGGUUCCGCGCGGUUCUGGCAGAGUGGGCAAAAGUCAAACCAGAGAGUGGGAGCCCAGUCAAACGCGUCACGAAACACACGCGGUUAAACUUGGAGACGCUGCUAGUGAAGAUGAUUGAAAAAGUCGAGUCGGGUUCGCGAUCACCAUAA
Molecule: messenger RNA, 1167 nt
Organism: Serendipita indica DSM 11827
Lineage: Eukaryota; Fungi; Basidiomycota; Agaricomycetes; Sebacinales; Serendipitaceae
Source: the annotation of a GenBank genome assembly